Messenger RNA from Physella acuta, 4578 nucleotides. RefSeq names its product nicotinate phosphoribosyltransferase. Gene Ontology annotation, biological process: NAD+ biosynthetic process via the salvage pathway. Gene Ontology annotation, molecular function: nicotinate phosphoribosyltransferase activity. Lineage: Eukaryota; Metazoa; Mollusca; Gastropoda; Physidae. Gene Ontology annotation, cellular component: cytosol. The record is from RefSeq and is a predicted model, not a curated record.
UUCUCAGUGUAUUGUGCGUGCUGCUUGUGAUGUGUCAUGCCCUAUUUAACCCACUGGUACAUGACAGCUCAAACAAUAAACUCUCAAACCUAAAGUUUUACUUUUUUUAUUCUUUUUAUGAUCAUGUGUUUUCUUAUGAUUAUUAAAAAUGUUCAUAGAAGCCAGGGUUUUGUUCCUGAAGCUAUAAAAGUGACUUGCUUUAUUAACAGCUAAUCCUUUCCCUUGUCUGUUUGGUCUACAAUCUACUUCUGUCUGAUUGAUGGAGUAUAAGAUGAAAUUUAACAACAUGAACUGCUAGUAACCUAAAACAAACAAAAACUAAGUUUAAUGGUAGCUGAGAACAGAUUUUUUCUUUAAAAUCUAGGAACCAAGGUGUUAUCCCAGCAGUUGGUCUAUAACUUAUAUAUCUAGUAGCGCUGUUUCCCACAGUUGAACCUAUUAGUACUAUUUAUUACAUUACGUUUGUGCAGAAACAGUUACAUUCUAACAAUAUACUGAUUUAAUUAUUUUUUAAUAACAUUUUGCCUUGGUUACUAGAAUCUACUACAGCCUAAAUAAUGUUUAAUGUUUCAUUUUGAAAUUUAUUUUACAUCGAAAAUUCUAUAUGUAACUUAUUUUUACAAAUAUUUUCCUGGCAUACUAAAUUCACGUUACCUUCACCUUUUUGAACUAGAUCGAGUUUUGCUUCGCGGAAAUGUCACAUUAUUACAAAAAGAACGGUCUCUCAAUGUCAUUACUCAUUUUCUAACUAACUGUAUGGGAAAUUUGCAGUUAGAUUUAAUUAAAUUGCCCAUUGAUUUUAAUUCAUUUAAUCGCUGUAAAUUGUUCAUGUAGCGAAACAGAAAGUAAAAACUUUUUUUUCUUGGAAAUGCUUAGUUUUGUUUCUUAGAAUUUCACGCAAAAUCUGAUACCAAUUUUUAGAAAUACAUCCUAAACAAUUCGUGAGUUACCAACAUGAACAUGUCAGUCGAAGAAUCUGAUAGAGCAAAAAUGAAUACAAUUCCUAAAGAAGGAUCGCUCACUCAUUCGCAAGCGAUAGGCAGAAACGGAGUAGUACAAAUAUCAAAUGUACAAGAAUCUGGUGGUGCAAAAAUGAACACUAUGCCUAAAGAAGGAGAGCCUACCCAUUCUCAAACAACAAUUGUGGGCAGUAAUGGAGUAGUUCAAGCACUAUUAACUGAUCUUUAUCAAAUAACCAUGGCCUAUGCCUAUUGGAAAAGUGGCAAAAUGAACGAUCCAUCUGUUUUUGACCUGUACUUUCGUAAAAAUCCGUUCCAAGGAGAGUUCACUAUUUUUGCAGGAUUAGAGGAAUGUGUUAAGUUGCUGCAGUGCUUUCAUUUUUCUGAAAGUGAUAUCAGCUAUCUGAAAACAGCCCUUCCUCAAAAUACAGACCCAGAGUUUUAUGUAUAUCUUAAAAAUUUGUCAGCUAGAGACGUAACUCUAUCUGGUGUUCCCGAAGGAGAAGUUGUGUUUCCUAAAGUUCCUUUACUCACAGUCAAAGGUCCACUAGCAGUUGUUCAGCUUUUAGAGACCCCACUUUUGAAUCUUGUUAACUAUGCUAGCUUGGUAGCUACAAAUGCUGCCAGAUUUAGGAUAGCAGCUGGACCUGAUACCACACUGCUUGAGUUUGGCUUGAGGAGAGCACAAGGACCAGACGGUGGAUUGUCAGCUUCUCGUUAUUGCUAUUUAGGGGGUUUUGAUGGUACUAGCAAUGUUUUAGCAGGGAAAAUGUUUGGCAUCCCAGUGAAAGGAACACAUGCACAUGCUUUUGUUACUUCAUUUAUCAACCUUUCAGAUGUUAAAACAAGGACACUGAAGUCACUAGAUGGAACCAAAGAAAUCGACUUUGUGGACUUGUGUUUAAAGUACCAAAUUGAGCUAACAUCUGUCAUAAAUUUCCUCCCAGAUCAGGUGAUGGAGGGAGAACUGGCAGCAUUCAUUUCUUAUGCUCUGGCUUUUCCUGAAAGUUUUCUAGCUUUAAUUGACACCUAUGAUGUCAUCAGGAGUGGCCUCCCUAACUUCUGCACUGUUGCCAUGGCUUUAAAUGACCUGGGCUACCAGGCCAAAGGUAUUCGCUUGGACAGUGGUGAUCUUUCAUAUUUGUCGAAGCUGGUACAAAAGAACUUUGUCAAAGUGGCUAAUUACUACAAGUUGCCAUGGUUCGAAAACAUGACAAUAGUUGCCAGUAAUGACAUCAAUGAAGAUACAAUACAUUCCUUAAAUCAGCAGGGGCACAACAUAAACUGCUAUGGGAUUGGUACUCACCUUGUCACUUGUCAAAAGCAGCCAGCCCUGGGGUGUGUGUUUAAAUUAGUCCAGAUAAACACCAAAGCAAGGAUAAAGCUGAGUGAAGAUGUUGAGAAGGUGACUAUACCUGGCCUGAAAAAUGUCUACAGGCUGUUUGGAUCUGAUGGCACAGCAUUAGUUGAUUUACUUCAAGAGUCAUCAGAACCUCCUCCUAAAAUGGGGGAAAGGGUUUUAUGUCGCCAUCCUAUUCAGGAAUCUAAAAGAGCAUAUGUGAUACCAGCGUCAGUCAGAUGUUUACAUGAAAUUUGGUGGAAAGACGGAAAGGUUGUCAGAUAUCUUCCCAGUCUAACUGAAUUGCGGGAAAAAGCUAAACAAUCCUUAUCCACCAUAAGGCAGGACCAUAAGAGAACUUUGAACCCUACACCUUACAAGGUAUCAGUAAGCUCAUCUCUAUACACAUUCAUCCAUGAGCUCUGGCUAGAGAGUGCACCUAUAGGAGAACUAUAUUAAAUAGGGCAUAUUCAUUUGUCAUUUUGUUUCGUUCCUUAAGUUUUAGCAUGUAACACUUUUUAUGUAACUAAGGGCUUCUUGUAGUUUUUUAUACAUUUUUAUACUACUCUGAAGUUUUAUUAUGUUUGAUAUAUUAACCAGCUUACUAGUCCCUACUACCUUUUGCUCUUACAGCAAUGUGCACAAAUAUAUUAUAAUAAAUAUUUUUUUAAUGGAUGCAAUACAAAUAUAUUUGAAAUUGAGUUUGAAAAUACUUUUUACCUUUUAUUUUUAAACUUUUAAGGGACUAAAUGCUGCAUGGUGGUCUUAUAAUAAUUUCAAAGAUGGAUUCAUUAGAUCUAAUUGUCUUGUUAAAGUAACUUUCCCAAAUAUCUUUUUUUUUUUUUUGCUACCCCAUCAUAAUAGCUUUCUGAUAUUUCAGAGGGUACUUUUAACAAUAAAAAAGUAGUAGUUUGAGAUGUCAUUGUGAUAUUGGUUCUUUUAAGUCGUUAUAGAGGUAGAUAUUCUGUGAAGACACAUCAAUCAUCGCUUACCUGGUUUUUGUAAGUGAACACAUUCAUUUCUUAUUCCAACACAAUGGAUUUUUAAAAAGAUACAAGUAAAGGGCAUCAAAUAUCAUCUAUACAUAAUAUACAUUAACUGUUAACAUUUCAUUUGAUGCAAGUUCGAUGCACAUUUAAUGCUUAAAAUUCCUUACAUAAUAAAAAAAAAACAACAUAAUUUAAAUUAACCAUUUCUUGCUGCUGUUCCUCAAUAGCUGUUUUAAUACUGGCUUAAUAUUUCUUAAAAUAUUUUGUAUUCUUUAAAAUCAAUAGUCAAAACAGAGGUAAACAAACCACCAUGAGCCCCAAGUCUUAAAAUCCUUUUCAUCUUGUCAAACUAGUAAUAAGUUGACUUUAAAAAAAAUCCUUGUUGCAAUAAACCUAAUUUUUAAAAACAAUGUAUUUCAAUAUCCACAUAACUUCCCCCAACCCAGUAUUAACUAUGUUUCAGAUUUAAUAGUAAAGACAUAAUAAUCACAAUUGAAAAUCUCUUAUUUGAAUAAUACUUUUCUUUUAGAUAUAUUUAAAGCUGUUGUCUUCUGUUGACAAACUACCCUACUUAAAACAUUUACCUUUGCUGUUUCUAAAUAUUAGUGAAAAAAAUGUUACCUAAUUGAAUUAUAAACAGUUUUCAAUACCUGAAUUGCUAGUCAUGUCAUCAAGUUGGAAACAAUAAAUUUUAGUAAUAACUCUAUAAAGAUAUAAUUUUACUUUCUUUGUUUGUUGUCACAGAUUUUUUUCUUUCAGAAUUUUUAUUCAUAAACCUUUUUUUCAUUCUGAUAUUUAUUUUUUAAAAAUGUGUUCAUUUUUUUCUGCUGUUCAAAAAUCCAUAUUGUGUUUUUUUCCUGGGUAUUUUUAUUUAUGCGUAACAUAUUUUUAUUUUUGCUUUGAUUUAAUUUACAAAGAUCUGUCUAGAGGGGCAUACAGCUGAUUGCUCUUGUUUUAUGAGGGCAUUGUAAGUUUUAUGCCAGAAUCUCCUCGGUAAUGAUACACCUUUGUAAACCAUUUUGUUUCUUGUUUGAUCUGAGCCAGGGUAGACCAGAUGGCUGAUCAUCUGAAAAAUAUCAUGGUGAUGGUCAAAUCACAGAUCUUAAAGUUAAAUUAAUUCUAUUGCAUAUUAAUUUAUUCGUUAAAAUAAUGUCAACACCAGUAAAAUAAUCAAACAAUGUUCCGGAUUGAUAAAUAUUUCUGUACCAGAAAUGUUUAAUAUCACCAACGUUGAUUGUAUUGUGGUUAAAAUAUUUAAACAAAUAACGAACCUCUUUUACACAUUAACUUU